Messenger RNA from Penicillium macrosclerotiorum, 654 nucleotides. Its product is annotated as putative 2-hydroxychromene-2-carboxylate isomerase. Lineage: Eukaryota; Fungi; Ascomycota; Eurotiomycetes; Eurotiales; Aspergillaceae. Gene Ontology annotation, molecular function: glutathione peroxidase activity; glutathione transferase activity. The record is from RefSeq and is a predicted model, not a curated record. The coding region runs from base 1 to 654 and encodes 217 amino acids. Gene Ontology annotation, cellular component: peroxisome; mitochondrion. Gene Ontology annotation, biological process: glutathione metabolic process. The transcript has 4 exons.
AUGGCUCUCCCGAAGAUCACUCUCUAUAUAGACAUUGUUAGCCCAUUCGCGUACAUUGCAUUUCAUAACUCGCCCACCUUUGCAAAAUGUGAGGUGACCUAUGUUCCUAUCCUCCUCGGCGGGUUGAUGAAUUCGUGUAGCAAUACACCGCCUAUCGAAAUCAAAAACAAGAACAAAUGGGUGGCGCAAGAAAGAUUACGAUGGGCAAAGUUUUUCGCCGUCCCCAUGAGCGAUUCGUACCCGCAGGGCUUUCCACCACGUACUUUGACCGUUCAGCGGGCCCUCUGCGCUGUCUCGCAAAAGUCGCCUGCAAAGCUGCCCGCGGUCAUCGAUGCGCUAUACCACUCAUUCUGGGUGAAUGAGAAUUUUAAAAUUGGUGAGCCCGAGACAUUUGCACCUAUUCUGGAGAGCAUUCUAGGCAAGCAAGUAACUCAAGACGUACUGUCGGCGGUGAGCCACCCGGAAGUCAAGGCACUCCUUUUGUCAAAUACCGACGAGACUUUCAAACAAGGCGCAUUUGGUCUCCCAUGGUUUCAAUGCACAAACGCGGCUGGCGAAACAGAAGGAUUUUGGGGUGUGGAUCAUCUAGGCGUGGUGGCCAACUUCCUUGGGCUUGAUCGGAGCCAGGAUCCCGGAUUUAAAGCAGUUUUGUAA